This is a messenger RNA of Vicugna pacos (alpaca), 604 nucleotides long. Its product is annotated as vesicle transport protein SFT2A. NCBI's taxonomy places the organism in Eukaryota, Metazoa, Chordata, Mammalia, Artiodactyla, Camelidae. Gene Ontology annotation, cellular component: membrane. Gene Ontology annotation, biological process: vesicle-mediated transport. The record is from RefSeq and is a predicted model, not a curated record.
GGGUUCCGGUUUCUCCGCGGGCGGAAGGGGCGGGCGAGCGAGUGGCCGCCGCUGCGGCCCGGGAGCCGGCAUGGAGAAGCUGCGGCGGGUCCUGAGCGGCCAGGACGACGAGGAGCAGGGCCUGACCGCGCAGGUCCUGGAUGCCUCGUCCCUCAGCUUCAGCACCAGGCUGAAGUGGUUCGCCAUCUGCUUCGUGAGCGGCAUCUUCUUCUCCAUCCUCGGAACUGGAUUGCUGUGGCUUCCUGGUGGCAUAAAGCUUUUUGCAGUGUUUUAUACCUUUGGAAAUAUUGCUGCCUUAGCCAGUACGUGCUUUUUAAUGGGGCCCAUGAAGCAGCUGAAGAAAAUGUUUGAAACAACACGAUUGCUUGCAACGAUUAUUAUGCUUCUGUGUUUCGUACUUACCCUGUGUGCUGCUCUCUGGUGGCACAAGAAGGGGCUGGCCUUACUAUUCUGCAUAUUGCAGUUCCUGUCGAUGACCUGGUAUAGCCUGUCUUACAUCCCGUACAUGAUGUCUAAUUCCAGUCUAAACAUCAUUCUAUCUCAUGGGCAGCCUUCUCCAAUGCAGAAGGAAAAAGAGAUGUCUAAAGGCAUUAAUGUAGAGUGA